Benincasa hispida (wax gourd) is the source of this 1412-nucleotide messenger RNA. Its product is annotated as GDSL esterase/lipase At5g33370-like. The record is from RefSeq and is a predicted model, not a curated record. Lineage: Eukaryota; Viridiplantae; Streptophyta; Magnoliopsida; Cucurbitales; Cucurbitaceae. Gene Ontology annotation, molecular function: hydrolase activity, acting on ester bonds.
CAUUGACAGAUUAAACAGUCACCCAUCCUCUCCUUUCUAUAUAACAUCCUUUCAACUCCCCUCCAUUUUUCACAUCCCAAUUCUUUCAUUUCAAACUUUUCUUUUCGGGUCGGGUUCAAUGGCAGCACGUUCGUCUCUCGUUGCUCUCGGCGUCGUGCUGGCAUUGGCAGCUUUAACCGCCCAAUUAGCCGAGGCGGCGCGAGCUUUCUUCGUCUUUGGAGACUCUUUGGUUGACAAUGGCAACAACAACUACCUUGCCACCACUGCCCGAGCGGAUUCGUAUCCGUAUGGCAUUGAUUUCCCGACGCACCGUGCCACUGGUCGCUUCUCCAAUGGCCUUAACAUCCCUGACUAUAUCAGUCAGCAACUCGGUUCGGAGUUCUUACUGCCGUAUUUGAGCCCGGAGUUCAACGGUCGAAGGAUGUUGGACGGCGCGAAUUUUGCUUCUGCUGGCAUUGGCAUUUUGAAUGACACUGGAAUACAGUUUAUAAACAUAAUUAGAAUGUUUAGGCAAUUUGAAUACUUCGAAGAGUACCAAAGAAGAGUUGGAAGGAUAAUAGGAGAUGAAAGAACAAAGCAACUGGUGAAGGGAGCCUUGGUGCUAAUUACCGUCGGGGGCAAUGAUUUCGUCAAUAAUUACUAUCUUGUCCCCUUCUCCGCCAGGUCACGCCAAUACGCUCUCCCUGACUACGUCAACCUCCUCAUCGUCGAGUAUCGAAAGCUACUCCUCAGGCUCUACGAGCUCGGGGCGCGACGAGUUAUGGUUACCGGGACGGGGCCGCUCGGGUGCGUCCCUGCAGAAUUGGCAAUGCGAGGAAGUAGCGGCGGGCAGUGUUCAGCAGAGCUGCAGCGAGCGGCGGCGCUGUAUAAUCCACAGCUUCUUCAGAUGGUCAAAGGACUCAACACCCAACUUGGUUCCAAUGUGUUUGUGGCUGUUAAUACUCAACAAAUGCACAAUGAGUUCAUCUCCAAUCCUCAAGCCUUUGGGUUUGAAACAUCAAAAGUGGCAUGUUGUGGACAAGGGCCAUACAAUGGAUUAGGGCUUUGCACAGUGGCAUCAAACUUAUGUUCCAACAGAGAUGCAUAUGCCUUUUGGGAUGCCUUUCAUCCUUCUCAAAAGGCAAAUGGGAUCAUUGUCAAACAAAUGUUUUCAGGCACAACCCAAUACAUGUACCCUAUGAACCUCACUACCAUUCUUGAAUUGGAUUCUACCACUUGAAGACUAUGACCCAAAAUGUCCUUUUUACCCUCACCCCUUUCAAAACUCUUGUGGGUUUGGAAUUAUAUAUGUGUCUCUCUCUAUCUUUAAUGUAACAUUUGCUUUGGUUUAUGUUUAGUUUUGUGUUGUUGGCUUCAUCAAAAGAAUGGGCCUGUUUUCAAUUGACAACAUUCUAUAUAUAUAGUAUUCUCUC